AGUAAGAGAGCAGUGGAACACUCCCCAGUUCCCUUUUCCGCAAGAGUAUCCGAACUCUCCAGUUUUCAUCUCAUAAAGGAAUCAAGUGAUAAUUCAUUUGCAGUAAGGAACUAGAAGUCCAACUAAGUUAGAGGGUCGUUUUGAUGGCUUCAUCUGAAAUAAAAUCUGGAGCAUUGGUUUCACUGGAGGACCUACAUCCAAAUUCACCUAACUUCAAGCAAGGCGCUUCGCUUAGAGUAACUGGAAAGCUAGAAGAGUACUCAGCGGAGACAGCCAUUGCCAUGGUUGUCGAUGGAGACGCCAAAUUAAAGAUCAAUACCGAGCACCUAAGGGAAAUUAGCUUUCGAAUUGGCUCCAUCUACCAGUUUGUUGGUGAACUAAUUCAACCUGAUAAUCAGGCAGUUUUACAGGCGCGUGUCGGAAGGAACGUCGACGGCAUCAACCUUAGUCUCUAUCAUCAGUCGUUGCAGCUAUUGAGGCAAUUCGAGGCCAAUCGUCUGAAGAAUCCGAUGAACUUGAUAGACAUUUUCUCUGAUUGAGGUACUUUAAUUAUAACUUAUACUUGAAGUACCAAAGAAUGGAUGUUUUUUCUUAAAGCUUUGCUCUUUAUUUUUUAUAUGAAGUGGAAUACGCUAUUCAAAUAUUGUCAGAAAGUCAUCCUUUUAUAAGGUGGAGUUUUCUCAUGCCCAAUACCAAUGUGUGAAACAAAAAACUAGGAAUAGGAAAAUGGUGUGCCAUUACUUUGAAAUGCUAUUCCUAUUGUAGUGACUAGUGCUAGUAAUUAUUUAUUUAUUUUUUAUUUUUUUGAAUGAACUAGUAAUUUUGUUGGGUAAAUCUUUGUAUCAAACAUAAGAAGGGUGAAACUGGAACAUAAAACCAAAGA
Molecule: messenger RNA, 883 nt
Organism: Morus notabilis
Lineage: Eukaryota; Viridiplantae; Streptophyta; Magnoliopsida; Rosales; Moraceae
Product: CST complex subunit TEN1
Exons: 4
Coding region: 144-539 (131 amino acids)
Biological process (GO): negative regulation of telomere maintenance via telomerase
Cellular component (GO): CST complex
Molecular function (GO): telomerase inhibitor activity; single-stranded DNA binding; telomeric repeat DNA binding
Source: RefSeq, a predicted model, not a curated record